Molecule: messenger RNA, 994 nt
Organism: Hyalella azteca
Lineage: Eukaryota; Metazoa; Arthropoda; Malacostraca; Amphipoda; Hyalellidae
Exons: 2
Coding region: 15-440 (141 amino acids)
Source: RefSeq, a predicted model, not a curated record
CUUCCCAACGCAGCAUGUGGAAACAAUUGAUCUUUGUGGUCGGAACCUGCUGUUUAUUGGCAGGAGGUCGCGUCAUACCGGAGGACGAGUUACGAAAACCCAGGGAGCCUUCUAACCGCCAGGGCAGAAUUUUGCCGUUGCCGAUUUUUGACAACUCUCCUGCGGAAUGGCCAAGUCCAUUUCAAGUAGACUUCCCUGUUUUGUCAGUUCCCAACCCAUUGAUCCCUGAAUUACAUGGUCUUUUCCCCAAUUUCCCUCUUCCCUUUUCCAUAUUGCUCCGGCCAAUUCCCGGCAUCUCUGGAGGCUCAGUCUUCAAUAAAGAUACCCUCAUCACUCUCAACCAGGCAGCUAACGGAAAUGCUACUCUCGGUUAUUAUCUCUAUAAUCCCUUCUUUAAUAAUGUUCCAGUUGUAGACAUCUUAUCAGGCAAAAGACGUUGAAUGAACGUUGAAAUAAACAUUGCUAGGUUGAAUCAACGUUGAUUAAAUGUUGUUUCAGCAUUUAGUGCCCGAAGGGAUAUGUAAAAAAUCGCUCGAAAAGUGAUUAUAAUAAUUAUAAAUGAUACAUAACAUAAUGUUGCCGAUGCAACAUUAUGUUAUGUGUUUGAUCAAGUCUAAUGUGCUCAUCGUUUUGUAUGAGACAACUCUUGUGACAACUCCGAAUCGCGAGUUAAAUGCUAUACAUUAUCAAGUGAGCUUAUCAUUUUAUCUCCAAAAUUCGGCAGAAAACAUACAAAGCGCUCUUCAGAAGAUUCUGAUAGUCCUCAUAGUGGGGCAUAAAAUUCAUAACUUGUUAGAAGUUUAAAUUACGACAUUCUGCAUUAUUAAAUUUUACAUGUUUAAUUUUUUCGCCUGGAAAAAAAUGGAGGCAAUAAUUGAAACAACUACAAGUCGUUUUUUAUUGUUUUAAUGUUAAGGGUUUGCAGCUUUUGUCAUCUUGAUUAAAAUAUUAUUCGGCAAAAGUGUUCUGCGUAAAACAAUGGCUAUAGAUUAAA